CUCUGAGUCCUUAAAAGGACUGCAAUUAACAUUGGAUAAGAUUCUGUCUCAGGUCCAGGCUGCUGAACCUGUUGGGUACCACCCAUGCGAUCACCCAUUCCAGCCCAGAGAUGUUGUAUUAGUCUGCGGCUUCAAAACUGACUGGCUUGAACCUAAAUGAAAAGGACAGAGAGACCAAGCUCAUGAUUCUCCAGACUCCUACUGCUGAUUCUUCAGGUUGCUACUGCUGUUAAAGUCACUGGUAUUUCUGCCUGGAUUCAUCACUGACACCUCAAGAAGACACCCGAGGAACCCACGAAAGAGGAGCCCAAACCCCCAGAGGUGCGUGGCCUUCCUGGGAACACCCCCUCCCAGGGCCAGCCUUCAAGGACCCAGCCGGCAUAUCUGUUCCAUCUCACUGCUCCUCUGGACUUUGGAGGUGGAGAGAGGCUGUGAGGGUGUGGGAGACAAGACAAGUCAACCGGAUGGCUGCUGUAACCCGAUACUCCGGGAAAGUGGUGGUGGUGACUGGGGGUGGUCGUGGCAUCGGAGCUGGGAUCGUGAGAGCCUUUGUGGACAGUGGCGCUCAAGUGGUUUUCUGCGACAAGGAUGAGGCCAGGGGCCGGGCUCUGGAGCAGGAACUCGUGGGCACUGUCUUCGUCCCCUGUGACGUGACUCAGGAAGGAGAUUUGCAGACUCUGAUUUCUGAGACCCUCUCUCGAUUCGGCCGCUUGGACUGUGUGGUGAAUAAUGCCGGCUACCAUCCACCCUCGCAGUGGCCUGAGGAGACUUCUGCCCAGGACUUUCGCCAGCUGCUGGAACUGAACCUACUGGGGACGUACACCUUGACCAAGCUUGCCCUCCCCCACCUGCGGAAAUACAGAGGCAACAUCAUCAACAUCUCCAGCCUGGUUGGGACCAUCGGCCAGUCUCAGGCAGUUACCUACGUGGCCACCAAGGGGGCAGUGACAGCCAUGACCAAAGCUCUGGCCUUGGAUGAGAGUCGACAUGGGGUCCGUGUCAACUGCAUCUCCCCAGGAAACAUCUGGACUCCACUGUGGGAAGAGCUGGCAAUGUCGACUCCAGACCCCAGUGCCACCAUCCUAGAAGGGACCCUGGCCCAGCCCCUGGGCCGCAUGGGCCAGGCAGCCGAGGUGGGGGCUGCAGCCGUCUUCCUGGCCUCUGAAGCCACCUUCUGUACAGGACUCGAGCUUCUCGUGACAGGGGGUGCAGAACUGGGGUACGGAUGCAAGUCCAGCAGGAGCAGCCUCGCGGAAGCCCCGGUCCUCCCGCCGUGAUUUCCACCGUGUUAUGUCCUCCCCAUCCCUCUUUUCCUUCCUUUCUCUGUAGUGCUGGAGAUUAAACCUGGGACCUCUUUUGUGCCAGGCUGGGCUCCACCACUGAGCCACACCCCAGCCCCUCACUGGGGGAUUCUAGGCAGGGGCUCUAUCACUGAGCCACACCC
Molecule: messenger RNA, 1444 nt
Organism: Peromyscus leucopus (white-footed mouse)
Lineage: Eukaryota; Metazoa; Chordata; Mammalia; Rodentia; Cricetidae
Gene: Hsd17b14
Product: hydroxysteroid 17-beta dehydrogenase 14
Exons: 10
Coding region: 465-1277 (270 amino acids)
Biological process (GO): steroid catabolic process
Cellular component (GO): cytosol
Molecular function (GO): estradiol 17-beta-dehydrogenase [NAD(P)+] activity
Source: RefSeq, a predicted model, not a curated record